Messenger RNA from Gossypium raimondii (Peruvian cotton), 830 nucleotides. RefSeq lists its product as uncharacterized. The transcript has 2 exons. The record is from RefSeq and is a predicted model, not a curated record. NCBI's taxonomy places the organism in Eukaryota, Viridiplantae, Streptophyta, Magnoliopsida, Malvales, Malvaceae. The coding region runs from base 181 to 633 and encodes 150 amino acids.
UGGAACAUUAGUAAAAUCUGUCAAUCAGUUCCUGUUGUCGGCUUGUGUAGUACUGUUUGUGGGCAGCCAAUCAGCCUUUCAAAACUUGCUUUCUUAGUUUCUCCCUGUAUAUAAAUAUGCUCUAAAAUAUAAAGAAGAGCGUUUAGAAUAGGCUAUCUGGUUUUUGAGAGCUGAGGAAACAUGGGAGGUUGCGCUACCAAACCUAAGGUUUUAAAGGGUGAUGAGAUCCCUUCUCCGGUUGCACCACCUCCUGAGCCGGCGAAACAUGUUCAGGUCGCUGCUGAUGAGGGAAAGAAGGUGGAGGCUGAGAUUGUUAAGGCCAAGGAUGUUGACGAGACAAAGGAGGUUGUUAUUGUUAAUAAUGAGAAGGUUGAUGAUCAAGCCAACGAUCCUCAAUCUGUUAGUAAGUUGUUGAAUGAGAAUGAAAGGAAGGGGGUAGCUGAGACUGAGAGUGAUAGCAACACACCAUCAGAGCCAACGAAAACCGAAUCAGUAGAGGCAGUGAAACAAGAAUCAAUGGAGACAGACCCUUCGUCUGUUGGAGGCAAAGCAGCAACAGUGGCUGUGGGUGAGACACAAAAUAGGGAAACAGCAGCAGCAGGCGAGGAAGGGAAGACUGAAGUAACAAAGUGAAGUUGUGGGAACAAUUAUGUUCGAAGAAAAGAAAAAACAGAUUUGAUGUUUUCUCCUACGAUGUGAGAUUAAAUACUGUGGUGGAGAGAAUGUUGUAGAAAUCAAGUAUUUUACUUGGUUUAGGCGGCUUUCGAGUGACUUGCUUUUUGUUCUGAAAUAAUUAUUUCCUUUCAUCUGAGUUUAUCUUUUGCUUUCUA